Rhodamnia argentea is the source of this 907-nucleotide messenger RNA. RefSeq names its product signal peptidase complex subunit 3B-like. The coding region runs from base 162 to 665 and encodes 167 amino acids. Gene Ontology annotation, cellular component: signal peptidase complex; membrane. Gene Ontology annotation, biological process: protein targeting to ER. The record is from RefSeq and is a predicted model, not a curated record. Lineage: Eukaryota; Viridiplantae; Streptophyta; Magnoliopsida; Myrtales; Myrtaceae. The transcript is spliced from 6 exons.
CUUGCCAUUAUCGCUUGUGGUAUUUUACAUUCUGAUCCUCGAUUCGCACUAUGUAACGUUUCUUCAUUGCCUCGGGCUUUCCUCCUCGGAGUGAACCUGAGCUCGCUCGCUCAAAAAUCUUUCGAUCAGGACUCCGACAGAUCGCGAGAGAGAUAGAGAGGAUGCACACAUUUGGGUACAGAGCGAACGCUCUGUUGACUCUGGGAGUCACAAUCUUGGCAUUGAUGUGUGCCAUGGCUUCUUUCUCUGACAAUUUCAACCUUCCCUCUCCUUCGGCCCAAGUUCAGGUCCUCAAUGUGAAUUGGUUUCAGAAGCAACGUAAUGGGAACGAUGAGGUUAGCUUGACGUUGAACAUCUCAGCUGACUUGCAGUCGGCAUUUACGUGGAACACAAAACAGGUAUUUGUCUUCCUAGCAGCUGAGUAUGAAACAACUCAAAAUGCUCUAAAUCAGAUCUCACUUUGGGAUGCAAUCAUACCAUCUAAAGAACAUGCGAAGUUCUCUAUUCACACAACCAACAAGUACCGACUUACAGAUCAGGGAAGCAAUUUACGGGGCAAAGAAUUCAACUUGACAUUGCAUUGGCACGUCAUGCCCAAGACCGGCAAGAUGUUUGCUGACAAUAUAGUCAUGACAGGAUAUCACCUGCCCGAGGAUUACAGAUAACGUCUCUGAGCCUCUAAUCGUGUGUUUUAGUGUUACCAUAGCCUCUUCUACUCAGAGGUAUACAAAAAGAGGAUGUCUUGGUUUUUGGUUCUUGGUGAAGAGUCGAGACUUGCAAUUGAUUGGAUUUCCAUGGACAGAUUUGUUUUUCCUGCAUGACAAUUCAAUUGAGAGAUCAAAGAAUUGAGUCAUACAAUUUUUGAAGCAGCGUGGUCAAUCAAUGCAGCAAAGAAUUUUUAUGACAA